Molecule: messenger RNA, 489 nt
Organism: Esox lucius (northern pike)
Lineage: Eukaryota; Metazoa; Chordata; Actinopteri; Esociformes; Esocidae
Product: 60S ribosomal protein L31
Exons: 5
Coding region: 75-449 (124 amino acids)
Biological process (GO): cytoplasmic translation
Cellular component (GO): cytosolic large ribosomal subunit; ribosome
Molecular function (GO): structural constituent of ribosome
Source: RefSeq, a predicted model, not a curated record
AUGCAGCCGGACCGAUUUCCAUUACACAACAGCCGCUUCUUCCGGUCCCUCCUUUCCAACAGUUCCCCACCGAAAUGGCUCCUACCAAGAAAGGAGAGAAAAAGAAGGGACGCUCAGCCAUCAAUGAGGUGGUUACUAGAGAGUACACUGUCAACAUCCAUAAGCGCAUCCAUGGAGUGAGCUUCAAGAGAAGAGCUCCUCGCGCUCUCAAGGAGAUCCGCAAGUUUGCCAUGAAGGAGAUGGGAACUCCUGAUGUACGCAUCGACACGCGUCUGAACAAGGCUGUGUGGACCAAAGGCGUCAGGAACGUGCCAUACAGAAUGAGGGUGCGAUUGUCCAGGAAGCGCAAUGAGGAUGAGGACUCCCCAAAUAAACUGUACACGCUGGUCACUUACGUCCCUGUCACCACCUACAAAGGUCUACAGACAGUGAAUGUUGAUGAGAAUUAAAUCUGUCUUCAACACUUGUGGAAUAAAUGUGUAAAAGGAG